Verruconis gallopava is the source of this 1303-nucleotide messenger RNA. RefSeq lists its product as uncharacterized. The transcript is spliced from 4 exons. Lineage: Eukaryota; Fungi; Ascomycota; Dothideomycetes; Venturiales; Sympoventuriaceae. The coding region runs from base 174 to 959 and encodes 261 amino acids. The record is from RefSeq and is a predicted model, not a curated record.
CAUUCACAGCAUCGUGGUUUAGCCGAGGCACAAGUUAAAGCUACUUCUAUGACCAAUCAAAGUCUCCCCAUACUAUUCAUUAACAUUGGAAAGCCAACACCUGUAUUCAACAGCCAUAUCCUGUUGCUGCUAGGUCACGCAUAUAUUAAAUCAACUCUUCAUCAGCUCAGAGGAUGCCAGCUUGUGACGUUUAUCUUUUAAGCUUGAAGGAAAGGUCAACAAUUCCUUUAUUCAUUUCAUCACUCAAGCACCAUGGCAUAGUGCCCAUUGUCCAAAGUCGGCCCCUCAGAUGGAUUAUUCUGCCGUCGCGGAUAUCGACUGUACCUCUUCUUGCGCACAACAUCCAUUGGAAUCUCUUCCUCGUCCUUCCAGGAAACACAGAAUUCAGCCCUCUUAUUGAGGCACACAUCGCUGCUUCAUGGAAAGUUGUAGCUGGCGUGCCAUCAAAGUUGCUGCAAGACUUUUCGGAGAAAAACGAGCGGCUCUUGAAUCCCGACUCCGUUAAACCACCAGACAAUACCAGACGCAAGAUUGCAUCUUCGAGCCAGUCUCUUGAGUUGUCUCCCGAACUUGAGACAUGGAUAUCCGACCUCCCCGCUAGAGUUCGAACUCAUCCAGUCUCGAUGUUUAACCUUUUGGCUUUCAACGAAGGCAAGAAGUCUGACUAUCUGAAAUAUGGCAAAGCCUUUGGUGAGAGCAUAGGCUCUCGACACGGUGGAAAUGCUAAAAUCGUUGGCAACGUCAUCGGUGGGCAAGGCAAGGGAGACGGAUGGGAUGAAAUCGCUCUGGCUCACUAUCCAUCAAUUGAGCACUUUGCUGCUAUGUUAGGCUCUUCGGAUUAUCAAGAAGUCAAUCACAAGUAUCGUCUCGGAGCUUUGAAAGACACUUGCAUUUUGUGCACAAUGGAGAUCAAUGAUAACGGUGAUCUUGCAGGAGGUAAAAAGCCCAACAGGUUGUAAGCUAAGGAUUCAUACUUUGUGCUCUGCUCUUCUCUUCUAAGUAUGAUGAGAAUGGUCUCGGAACUUGGCCUGAGGAGCUCGCGACUGCAACCUUCGUGAUUUAUCUUUCGUUCUUGAAUCUUCGUAAAGUAUGACGAACUGCAUGUAUAUGCCACUAAGACCAAAUUGUGUAAUGUUGCGGAGAUGUAAAUACACGCACGUUCCAGCCUCAUAAAACUGCCCCCAAGGCUAUGCUGUAACCUUAAAGUGGAUGCGUCUAAAGAGAAAAGUAGAGCAAGAUGCAAGGCCAGAACUACAAGUCGACAUACAUCUCCACGAGGCGUAAUUAAUUUUGUGCUCUGCCU